Penicillium bovifimosum is the source of this 3303-nucleotide messenger RNA. RefSeq lists its product as uncharacterized. NCBI's taxonomy places the organism in Eukaryota, Fungi, Ascomycota, Eurotiomycetes, Eurotiales, Aspergillaceae. The record is from RefSeq and is a predicted model, not a curated record. The transcript has a single exon. Bases 1 to 3303 code for a protein of 1100 amino acids.
AUGAGCAGGUGCUUGCACCCCGGCCGCAUCCUGCCAUUCGGUCGCAGGCCAGCUUCGCGCCUUCCUUUCCUUCCUUAUCGAUCUGUCGCUCCUUUUUCUCGGCCAACAUGGAGUCAAUUCACAGAGAAAAGUCGUCGCGAUCAACGAAAUGUCAAUUACCCUGACGAAAUCAUCUUUCUACGCCAAUACAAUGUGAUCAACCACCCUCGGCUCACGCACGACCAGAAAAGGAACAUCGCCGCGUGGAUUCCGUUAUUGAGGGAGUAUCUUCAACGAGAAGUUGCCAAACCUGCAGGCCAGGCAGGGCGGCUUCGUCCACUCCGCGAAUCCCAAGAUGAACUUGACCGGACCCACGCUCUUAUGGGGUGUCUUUGGGAUGCCAGAGUGCACUUUGAAUAUGAACUCAUUGCGCAUCUGGGAUUUGAGUUGAAAGAGUGGACUAAUGUGGAGGCUCUACUAAACAGUUUGAUUGACACCUAUGAAUUGCUCGUGCCUCACAUGCCUCCGAAGCAUCCUUUACAUGGGCUGGAUUGGGACAAACCGUUUCGCGUACGACGGCAUCAUGAACCAGAAUCCGACCUGGAGUCUCCUCUUGCCUCACAGGUCUCCCUUAGCAAGCUUAGCGGAGCAACACGACCGAACUCUGCCUGGAAAUGGACACGUUUGAAGCCUGUCCCGUCAGACAGCGUUUCCCUUGAUACACUGACGGUAGAGCCUGCACCGAGGUUCUUUGGGGAAAGAAUACUGGCCGAAGUGCUUGCAAGUCUGGGCUCCCUAGUUCUACAUGCCUCACAAGCGACGCCAAAUGAUUAUAAAAUUGCAAUGUCCUGUGUGUUCAGGAUUCUUGCACGUCUGCACCAUGCAGGAAUGAUAUCUGAUCGAGUGUAUCAAUAUCCGCCUCCAGAUGCUAGUCAGAGUGUGUUCCGCCCGCCAGGACUCCAUCUCUUGUCCAACUCCAUCAUGAGCGUUUUAUCCGACGCGGCCUGGCAUGAACAUCAAGCGGCUGUGGCUGCCGCGGCUGCCGAUGCAGGAGAGACAUCACCUUUCAUUCCCUAUACGCCGGGCAUCCGAGAGCUGGGCCCCGAGAUUUGGUUGGAGCUCAUUCUAUGGUGUUGUGUCGAGCAUGGGUUCUGCAAAACAGGCUCACUUCUUGUGAAACAAAUGAACUUGCAGAAAGAGUGGAAAACGCAGAGUUGGGCGCCUCUCAUCAAGAACCUCGAUAUAGUCAAACAAACCAACAUCAACGCCGAGCAAUCUUGGCGCCAGCCCGGUCAAGAUGAACAACCGCGGACGUUCAAACGUCAGAACAAAAAUCCAUUCAAUGGGCUUGGACACCGGGUCAUCAGCGCUGAGGUGAUUGCCUCGCUGCGGAGUAGCUUGACAAACAGGGCCUAUGUUGGAAUGGGGGACCGCGGAUAUCUUCCCAUGGACCUGGUCAACUUGUCAACCCCUCUCACCAAGAUUUUGGAGCAUCCUUCCUCCAGCCGUGACCUCCUACCAACAAACAGGAAUGCCAAUUGGCAGAUCGUACGGGUGCUGAACUCAGGUUGUAUAAGACCAUCAUCUGACCCUGUUACCUUUGAGGCACUCCUGAGGUCUUACAGCAAUGUUGUACCUCCGUGGGAAGGAGACGAGCUCAAACAAGCACAAGAGCUGGAUGGCAAAACGCGGGCGCAAUUCUACGAUGAAAGCGCUGCCUUCACUGGAUUGAUAGAGUACAACCUCAAUUAUUAUGCUCGGGACAAACAAAGCGGACGCCUUUUUCACGAGUAUGGUUGGCUCCAGAACAUUGCCGAUGCGAGCAAGGCACGGCACAUUCAGGCAUUCUUCACAAAGUUGACGGAGGCCAGCGAGGAAGAAGUUCCCUCGCUCUUUGAUUUUCAGUCAUUUGAACCCCACAGCGUCUCUCAGUCGUCUAUCCCGCAGCUAUCAUAUGCCACCUUUGCCAACAUACUUGAUGUGGCAACUACAACCCAUGCUUUCGAUUUUGGCAAGCAACUACUUCUACACGAUGACAUUGAUGGCCCUGCCAUCCCUCUAAGCGCAUAUGGCAACCAGGCCUUGGCGCCGUCAAUACUCCGAUUUGCAGCUGCCACCAAUAACUAUGCGCUUGGCGACAGUGUGGUAUCUGCCCUCGAGAUACCUCUUACUGUCAACACCAUCAAAUCCUUGAUCAAUUUCAGCAUCGCCCGAAACGAUUGGAGACGUGUGGUGAUCAUGCUCGACUUUAUCACCGAGAACCGAGCUAAGUCGUGGGGGUACACCAACAUCAGCGCGUUGGCGAGUGCAAUCAUUCGGCUCGACGCCACCGUUCGGCGCAAGACUGCCGCAGGUACAUUGACUCAGGCAGAUACCAGCAAUCUCAAGUCUGCCAUAGACAUUCUGCUGCGUAUCUUCCGCGGCGAGUGGAAUGCUAGCAACACUCGUGAGAAAGUCAGGGUCUUCCAGCUUCGGGCACUGUCUCGUAUGCAUCGUGUGCUCUCCCUCAUCCCGGGUCCUCUACAAACUGUACUCAAAGACGUAGAGCCACCCAAGGAGAUCACAGGACAUCACAAGGCCACCUUCAUCCCUCCAGUUGCCUUCCACGACAUAUUUGCUGCCGUCGUGGAAACGCAGGGCGCGAUCGCCGGCAAGCAAUUCUGGGAUAAAGUCUGCGUCGACUGGAUCCCGCCCAACCGCAUGCUCCAAGCUCCAGGCGGUGUUGCCCGGCUGCUUUUCAGCAACGAGCGAACCCACAGCAACGGCAGCCCAGGAUGGGAUGCGAAAUACGUCGCUCAUGUCCGAAAAAAGGCCACGGUAGCAGACCUCAAUACCAUCCGCAUUCUCGCGCGUACCGCCGUCCGGGAAUAUGCCGAGGAAGUAGAAAAUUCCACACGCCCAGCCAGCGAUCGCAGUCGCGCUAAGAUACCCCAACCCAAUACCCCCUCCGCCUCCUCCAGCCUCUCUUCCUCUUCCUCCUCAUCAUCAUUCACCUACAACCCCGACAUCCCAUACAAACCCUCCAUCUCCAAAGCAGAAUACCGCUACCAAAGAACGAAGGGCAAGCCACCCCAGACAGAAUUGGAGUCUAUCCUGGACUUCUGUCUCGAGACUUUCCUCAAAUUCAAUCUGCCGGAAGACCAGCUCGAUAUCGAAAUCCCAGGCCACAUGCGUCGCAUGCAGAACAGAGGUGUCUUUACUUCCCCUCUGCGUGGUCCUGUCAGACAGCGCAUCAAGUACAACGCCGAAGAUCCCUGGAUGCACUCUUCCUGGUCGGAGAAGUUGACGCAUUCUAUGCCGCCGCCAGACAAUCACAGGUCAUAA